CAUACCUUUGGCCUCUCUGUCCGAAGCGGUGUACACGUUCAAAUUGGAUUUUGUCGAUAACUUCGCGUGGGAUCUGAAGCGCUGUAAGGAGGAACUCUCUAACUACAGAUUGAGGAACUUCCCCUUCUUUCUCCUCGAUACCUGUCGCAGUUGCAAAUGAGAACUUGUUCUCAACUGGCCUACCUGGUUAAAUUAAAACAAUCUUACCCAAAUGCAUGAUGGGGGUCUGCCACGACUUCUGGACCCAGCACCCCCCACCUGACGCCCAUGAUGCCCAGCCCCUCAUCGCUAAACAAUGCAGUACUGAUGAUAGCCAGAAGGGGGCAGACAGAACACAGCUCAAAAAGAGACGCUGGUGUCGCAACAGCUGCCUUGGCCUGUUUCUGUUCCUGGUCGUGAUGAUGACUGUGGUCAUCCUGGAAGUUGACCUCAAAGAACAGAUCUCACCUUCAACAACCAAGCCAGCAGCAAACAUGUCCCGAGGACCGUACCAUGUACAAUACCCACAUGAGUACUCCUUCAUCCUGGAUGAGCCAGAGAAAUGCCGGGAGCAGAACCCCUUCCUGGUUCUGAUGGUGCCAGUGGCGCCCUAUAACAGGGAGGCCCGUGAGGCCGUCCGCAGGACUUGGGGCAGUGAGAGGCAGGUACUGGGCAAAGAGGUCCGUCUGUUCUUCCUGCUGGGACUGCCCAGUGGAGAGGAGACAGAGCAGCUCCAGGAGAAGGUGCUGCAGGAGAGCAAAGAGCACCAGGAUCUGCUGCAGAGCAACUUCAUAGACAGCUACAAAAACCUGACCAUCAAGACCAUGGUGAUGAUGGAGUGGCUGAGCUCUCGCUGCCCCAACGCCUCCUACGCCAUGAAGAUCGACUCAGACAUGUUCCUCAACGUGAACACCUUGGUCAACAUGCUGCUUCACGCUCCAACGCAAAACUACAUGACUGGACUAGUGGCCCGAUGGGGAGCUGUUCUAAGAGACCGUAACUCCAAAUGGUACCUUCCAAAGGAUGUGUUUCCUGAACCAGUAUACCCACCUUAUGCUCUGGGUCUGGGCUAUGUCUUCACCUUAGACCUCCCCAGGAAGCUGGUGGAGGCGUCCAGGCAUGUUAAAGCCGUCUACAUAGAGGAUGUGUAUCUGGGACUGUGUAUGAGACACCUGGGCAUCCGGCCUACUGACCCCCCCAGUGGAAACCUUUUUCAGGGGUAUGCAGGAGCCCAGGACCGCUGUCACUACAUGGCUGUUAUCACGACCAUCCUCGACACUCCUCAGGAGCUUCUGGACAUAUGGAGAAACUUGCACCAACCUGGGCCUGUCUGUUAUUGAAAACAACACUCUGGGAAAGACAAAUAGCCUUGAGGUUAGAGCGUUGGGCCAAUAACCCAAAAGGGUGAUGGUUCCAAUCCCAGAGCUGACAAAAUGGCAAAUCUGUCACUGUGUCUUUGAGCAAGCACUUAACCCCAGUGCUCCAUGGGAGCUGGACAAUGGUGUCCCUCACCGGGACCUCGCUCCCUGUGGUUGUCUUGUUUGAGCUGUGACUUUCUCUUGGAUGCUUUUCUCUGGGUGUGGUAGAG
Messenger RNA from Oncorhynchus masou masou (cherry salmon), 1567 nucleotides. RefSeq names its product beta-1,3-galactosyltransferase 1-like. The transcript is spliced from 3 exons. The coding region runs from base 216 to 1319 and encodes 367 amino acids. The record is from RefSeq and is a predicted model, not a curated record. NCBI's taxonomy places the organism in Eukaryota, Metazoa, Chordata, Actinopteri, Salmoniformes, Salmonidae. Gene Ontology annotation, molecular function: N-acetyl-beta-D-glucosaminide beta-(1,3)-galactosyltransferase activity. Gene Ontology annotation, cellular component: Golgi membrane.